AUGACGCACAAUACACGUACAUUAUGCACGACGAACAUUGGCCCCGUUCUGCAAUCACUCUACCAGCUCCUCAACUAUAUCAGCCAGAUCCAUCUGCGAGCUAUACUCCUGCCGGUUUCCAGUACAUAUUGGCGCCGCAUAUUGCUUCCUCAUUCAUUAAACCGUCUAGCCUCACGCACAGCAUCCUCCAACAACAUGCCCGUCUCCCACGCAGCGCCCGCUGCCGGAGCCGCCCGCCCGCCGCAGCUGCGCCGCAACCGCGCCCUGCUCACCAUGGUGUCGAUGGCGCUCGCCAUCGCCGCUGUGCCGUACGGCAUGGGCAGCGCGCUCUCAAGCGCGGCGCUCUACGGCGGCGGCCAGCUGUCCAUGCUGGCAGGUCUUCUCGUCGUCGUCGUGCUCGACGGGUGCGUCGCCGCGUCGCUCGCCGAGCUCGCCUCGCGCUUCCCAAGCUCGUCGGGCGUCUACGACUGGUCCUACCGACUUCUCGCCUCCCCCAAGCCCGGCCGCCCCGCCGCCGCCGCCGCACCGCUCGCCUACAUCACCGGCUGGUGCUGGCUCGUCGGCCACUGGACCGUCACGCUGUCGGUCAACUUUGGGCUCGCCUCGCUGCUCGCGGCGACCGUGUGCCUGUACGACGCGUCGUGGGCCGCCGCGCCCGCCUGGCAGCUGCUGCUCGUCUUCUACGCCGCGUGUCUCGCGACGCUAGUCCUGUGCGCCGUGGGCGACCCGCUGCUGCCGUACGUGGACGGCGUGGCCGCAGCCUGGAACCUGUUCACGCUCGUCGCGCUCGCGGCCGCCGUCGCCGCCACGGCGCACAGCGGGCGCCACCCGGCCGCCGUGGCGCUCGGCCACUACGACGGCUCCGUGUCCGGGUGGGGCGCGGGGGUUCUCCUUCUUUGUCGGGCUGCUGCCGCCGGCGUACACGUUCUGCGCGGUGGGCAUGGUGGCGUCGAUGGCGGAGGAGUGCGCCGAGCCGGCGGUGCAGGUGCCGCGGGCGAUGGCGCUGUGCGUGCCGCUCGGCGGCGCCGCGGCGCUGCUGUUCGUGCUGCCGCUGUGCUUCACGCUGCCGCCGGCGGCGGAGCUGCUCGCGGCGACGCCGUACGGGCAGGCGCUGCCGGCCGUGCUGGCGCGGGUGCUGGGCAGCGCGGGGGCCGCGACGGCCGUCAUGGCGCUCGUGCUGGGCGUCGCGCUCUUUUGCUCGGUGAGUAUCACGACGGCGGCGUCGCGCUGCACGUGGGCGUUUGCGCGCGACGCGGGGAUUCCGCUGCGGGGGGUGUGGGCGAGCACGACGGCAGGCCGGCCGCUGGCGGCGCUGGGGCUGGUCACCGCGGUGGAGAUGCUGCUGGGGCUCGUGUAUCUCGGGAGCACGAGCGCGUUUACGGCGUUUGUGUCGGUGGGCGUCAUGGGGCUCGCUGUCGGGUACCUGGUGCCGAUUGCGACGAGCUUGGUGAUGGGCCGGCGCGAGGUGGCGACGGCAAGAUGGCGCCUGCACCCGGUCGUCGGCGGCGUGGCCAAUGUGGUCGCGGUGGUUUGGAUCCUGUUUGA
This is a messenger RNA of Cordyceps militaris CM01, 1545 nucleotides long. RefSeq names its product amino acid/polyamine transporter I. Gene Ontology annotation, biological process: transmembrane transport. The transcript has a single exon. Gene Ontology annotation, molecular function: transmembrane transporter activity. Lineage: Eukaryota; Fungi; Ascomycota; Sordariomycetes; Hypocreales; Cordycipitaceae. Gene Ontology annotation, cellular component: membrane. The record is from RefSeq and is a predicted model, not a curated record. The coding region runs from base 1 to 1545 and encodes 514 amino acids.